Molecule: messenger RNA, 825 nt
Organism: Psammomys obesus (fat sand rat)
Lineage: Eukaryota; Metazoa; Chordata; Mammalia; Rodentia; Muridae
Product: cytochrome c oxidase subunit 7A2, mitochondrial
Exons: 4
Coding region: 441-692 (83 amino acids)
Biological process (GO): mitochondrial respirasome assembly; regulation of oxidative phosphorylation; mitochondrial electron transport, cytochrome c to oxygen
Source: RefSeq, a predicted model, not a curated record
AGGAGGAGCUUUCGUCUACUUAAAGUUGCACGCCGUGGCUUUGACACCCAUUGUUCUUUCAGCCUACAACAAUGGCUCAAAGCCGUCUCCAGUGACAAGCUAAGUUCCGGAUAGUCUGGCUGCCCACUGACUCCACCGGAGCGUGUAGAGAGCCAACGGCUGCAGAGCUCACGCCUCUCCGGCUUCUUCGGACGGCGUUUGCUUUGUUUCAGCCCCAGUUCCAGGCGCGGCGGGACCACAAAGCGAGAGGCUAGAGAGGCCGCUGCGAGCAGCCGCUCUGGCUCCGCCUUCGCUCUCUAUGGUUGGGAGCCCGCGCCCCGCCUUCUCCCGGAACGAGCGCUCUUUCUUGACGCGCGCGCAGGCCCAGGAGUGAGUUCCGUUUCCUGCCUGGUGUGCUGGGUGUUCAGCAGUCGCGGUUGGUGGGCUGCAACUGAGCCAAGAUGUUGCGGAAUUUGCUUGCUCUUCGUCAGAUCGCCCGGAGGACCAUCAGCACCACUUCACGAAGGCAUUUUGAAAACAAAGUUCCAGAGAAACAAAAGCUGUUUCAGGAGGAUAAUGGAAUCCCAGUGCAUCUGAAGGGCGGGCCUUCUGACGCCAUCCUCUACAGAUUCACAAUGUUUCUGACAGUCGGUGGAACAGCUUAUGCCAUCUAUGAGUUAGCUAUGGCUGCAUUUCCCAAGAAGCAGAACUGACUUCAUCCCAGUCUCAUAUGGUUCAGUUCUAUCCAGUGCUUGAUGGACCAGGCCUCUGAUGAGUAACUGAGCUCUUGGGGAUCAAUAUUUAUUGAUGUGUACUAACUGCCACCAAUAAACAGUCUUUACCAUG